This is a messenger RNA of Babesia ovata, 330 nucleotides long. Its product is annotated as glycolate oxidase, putative. Lineage: Eukaryota; Apicomplexa; Aconoidasida; Piroplasmida; Babesiidae. The coding region runs from base 1 to 330 and encodes 109 amino acids. The record is from RefSeq and is a predicted model, not a curated record. The transcript has 2 exons.
AUGAGCCCGGAGCACGUGAGUGAUGACUGCAGUGUCCCUUCCGGCGGGGUAGGCCGUCCAGCCGAGGUAGUGGUGGGUGAAGGCCUUGGAGUAGAGGGCGUAGGCCCGGUGGGUGAUGGGCUUCAUAUGCUGUGGGCAGUUGGCAUUAUCGAUGCCGCAGCCAAGAAGAGACGACAGGGUAUUGGGAUGGUCCUUGUCGUGGAUGGAGUUGGGAGUGGCGGAGCCCCGUACGCCCUUGACGGCAUUGAAGUCGGCGUCCUUGAGACGGUCCCAGUCGGGGCAGUGGUCAUGCUGACUGGAGAGGGCGGAGCCCAGCUUGGACAAUCCUGA